Octodon degus (degu) is the source of this 817-nucleotide messenger RNA. RefSeq names its product methyl-CpG binding domain protein 3 like 1 (gene Mbd3l1). NCBI's taxonomy places the organism in Eukaryota, Metazoa, Chordata, Mammalia, Rodentia, Octodontidae. Bases 155 to 730 code for a protein of 191 amino acids. The transcript has 2 exons. The record is from RefSeq and is a predicted model, not a curated record.
AUGGCUUAGCAUGGGCAAAUAGUCUGUCUUCUUAUUGCCUGAAGUGAGUCCUGUCUCCUCCUUAUCUCCUAUGUGUUUGUGAAGUUUCUGACAGGGCAGGGGAAGAAGUGAGGAAUGGCGUAAUCUAGGAAAAACUACUCCCGUGGUAAGAGGUAUGAUGGCCAAGACUUCGCAGAGGAAGCAACGGGCCUGCGUCAACCCUUCGAAGCCCAAGUCUGCUUCAAGCAUCUCAAUCCCCUUGCGAAUGUCCAGCUACACUUUCAAGAGGCCAGUUACGAGAGUUACGUCUCACCCAAACAAUGAGGUCAGAUACCAUCGAUGGGAGGCCAACCUAGAGAAGCCCCAACAGGUCUGCUUGCAUAAGAGGCUGCAAGGCCUCCAGGCCUCCAGCAGCAUAGGAGAGCUUUUAAGUACCUUUGGCCUGGCCAGAACUCUGCACACACUUGCGCCUUGUUGCGCAGGCGCGUCUCUGCUGGAUACUCCGGCUGGGGGUGUGCGCUCCAGCUCUCUGCCCAGCCAUACCUCAUCUUCUCACCGGGUGGAGAAGGUUCCAGGAACGGGUUUGGGUAUUCCCCAGCUCCUCUGCAAACAAUUUCUGGUCACAGAGGAAGAUAUUAAGAAACAGGAGAGAAAAGUGGAGACAGCAAGAGAAAGAUUGGCAACAGCACUGCUUGCAGACAGACUGGCUGGAGAAGCAGAGAGAGGCAAGAAAUCACCAAAGGCGUCAUGAUAAACACUAUGAAAAAGAAGAUAUUGAAGAAGAAAUGGGACAUGAUCUUAUUUUAGCCUCACUUUGCACUGAUCAUAGCUUUGAUUU